CAUGGCCUUUUACAGAGAGAAGAUUGUGCUGAACCCAAGCCCCGACUUUCCUCUCUACGUCAUUGCUGCCCGUUACUCGCUCGGCUCUAGCACAUCCUCGUCACCCGAUGCAUACACUCUGAUCUGUACGCAUGCAAUUGGGUCUCACAAAGAGUCAUGGGAGGCGACAGCACGCAACUUGUUGAGGAACAGACACUCCUCUGAGCCUCGCAUUUGGGACAUAUACUCAAUCGAGUGUCCGAACCAUGGUGAAUCGGCGUUGUACAACGCGAAGCAGUUGCAAGACGCCAAGGAGCCAGGGAGCAUCCGGGUGUAUACGCAAGCAAUUCAUAGAUUUCUUACCGCUGGGCCAUUGGAAGGAGCGAAGGUCGACUUUUCGAAGCGGAGACUAGUUGCUGUCGGACAUUGUCUAGGUGCUAUUGCUUGCUCUUUCCUACAUGAGAUUAAACCUCAGAUCCGAUUCCAGACACUCAUUGCCUUUGAACCAAAUUUCUCUUCAGGUCCAGACGAUGAAGACUAUCUAACCCAUUUCAAAAAGUUCGCCACUCUCAUAUGGUUUCAGCGUAAUGUCUGGCCGAGUCGCAAGGCUGCAUCGAGAGAUCUAUCCAAAACCCCCCCGUUCCGCAGCUGGGACACGAGGAUGUUGGAUCUUUUUGUGGAACACGCUAUGUGUGACCACCCAGCAUCCAAAUUCCAAGAACCACACAAAUUCUCUGGCGUGCAAAUCAUGACGCCGAAGGAGCAGGAGGCGGCAACCUAUCGAAGUCCAGAGUUUAUCCAAGAGCCUCGGAGAGCUUUUACAACAACGGCGUUGCAGUAUCCCCUUCACUUGAUCUGGGGAUCACUAGAGGACGUUUGCCCAAGUCGCGUGAAGGACUACGUUACGAAUAACGUGCCAUCUGCAUCUGUGGAGAUCGUUCAUGGUGUCGGUCAUCUGAUCGUUCAACAAGCACCAGACUUAGUGGCUGAGAAGAUUCGAGAACGCUUGGACCCACCUAGAGUCAUGAAGGCAGCGCUAUA
This is a messenger RNA of Cyclocybe aegerita, 1020 nucleotides long. NCBI's taxonomy places the organism in Eukaryota, Fungi, Basidiomycota, Agaricomycetes, Agaricales, Hemipholiotaceae. The record is from the annotation of a GenBank genome assembly.